Molecule: messenger RNA, 1336 nt
Organism: Olea europaea var. sylvestris
Lineage: Eukaryota; Viridiplantae; Streptophyta; Magnoliopsida; Lamiales; Oleaceae
Product: cytochrome c oxidase assembly protein COX11, mitochondrial-like
Exons: 7
Coding region: 181-1101 (306 amino acids)
Cellular component (GO): mitochondrial inner membrane
Molecular function (GO): copper ion binding
Source: RefSeq, a predicted model, not a curated record
AAGUAAAUUUAUCUUUCUUCCUUUCAUUUUUUAAGCACUCAAUAUCUUGAGAUUCAGAGCUCAGCGGCUUCAGGGAGAGUUUCUUAUACCAAUUCUAAACCCUAAUUCAUACACAGCAUCAAUUAUAAUCAGAAUUGCAGCAUCGUAGUUGCGGUUUGCCUUUCCCUGGAACGAGAUGCUAUGAAUGGUUUUUUGGCAUAUCUAAAACAAUCCGUUCUUCCUGAGCAUGUUGCUUUCCAGACUUUCAAGAGAAACCCUUUUCUCUUCCUACCUCAACAGACCAAUUCGUCAGCCCCCCAUCGAGUCCAGGUAGCAUUUGCUCCAAGAUACAAUUUGUAUGGAUCCAAUAAUUGUAACAUAUAUGGACGAGAAUUCCGGACUGAGUAUCGGAGCUUUAUUUCGGUGAGUGAAAAUAAUAGAGGGCAUAUGAGGAGUUACAACUUGGAGACGUCAUCUUUUUGGAUUAGUCUCCAACAUCCAUAUGCUAGUCUGGCUUCCCCGGAACAGAAAUCGAAUAAGAUGCUUUUGUACUUGAUGGGAUUGGUUUUUACAAUGGUAGGGUGUAGUUAUGCUGCAGUUCCUCUAUACAGGAGGUUUUGCCAGGCUUCUGGUUAUGGAGGCACUGUUCAACGUCGUGAGAGUGUUGAAGAAAAGAUAGUUCGCCAUGCCAAAGAAGGAACACUUACAUCCAGUGAUGUUAUUGUGCAGUUCAAUGCUGAUGUGGCUGAUGGAAUGCCCUGGAAGUUUGUUCCAACACAGAGAGAGGUAAGGGUCAAGCCAGGAGAGAGUGCCCUUGCAUUUUACACUGCUGAAAAUCGAAGUUCAACCCCCAUUACUGGUGUAUCUACUUAUAAUGUUACUCCAAUGAAGGCUGCAGUUUACUUCAACAAAAUACAAUGCUUUUGUUUUGAAGAGCAGCGACUGCUCCCUGGAGAGCAGAUCGACAUGCCUGUAAGUAGUUUUCUUCUUCAAUUUCUAGCUAACUGUUGCUGCUGCUCUUGGAGACUUGUUACACAAUUCUACUUUUCGAUCUGUAGGUGUUCUUUUAUAUUGUCCCCGAGUUUGAAACGGAUCCUAGAAUGGACGGUAUCAACAACUUGAUUCUUUCGUACACAUUUUUCAAGGUUUCCGAAGAAAACUAAUGAAUUUUUACGUUCUUUUGUCAGCUGACAGCUGAAACAGUUUAUUUACUAAGGCGAUAAUUUUUGUAUUAUUCUUUCUUCUGCUGUCCAUUCAAACAGAGUUUAGUAUUCUGUUUGCAAUACAAGUGUUUCCAUAAUCAAUCAUAAAGUGAUUUCGGUUAUGAAAAGCCUGAAAUAGAAGCAAUUUGAUUAUG